Eriocheir sinensis (Chinese mitten crab) is the source of this 2365-nucleotide messenger RNA. RefSeq lists its product as uncharacterized. Bases 175 to 2076 code for a protein of 633 amino acids. The transcript is spliced from 2 exons. NCBI's taxonomy places the organism in Eukaryota, Metazoa, Arthropoda, Malacostraca, Decapoda, Varunidae. The record is from RefSeq and is a predicted model, not a curated record.
AUACUCCCUACUCUUGAUGUUAAAAGGAAUAUAUUAGCUUUUUAUUAGCAUUUCCAAUCCCACACGUGACUCCCCCCAGCAAGAUGUCUUCAGGGGAUUGAGGAAGGAAGUUUGUUUACCAUUUGUCUGUCACAGGAGGGAGGUGUUUGUGGUUUGGUCACGUCGGCGAGUCUAAUGCCACCACUCAGGCCUGUAGAGCGACUGGAGAAACUGUGUGGCUCUAAAAUUGCAAACCAUCUCUUCACUGUUUUCUCGUCAUGGUACAAACACACUGAUGGCUUCCAGAUCGACACCGACACAGACUACAUUGAGAGUGAGAGCCUCGGGAAUGCCACCCUGCUGAAGUUGCAUGGCUUAGUGAACAACACUACUGGUGGGGAUGGAGAAGAGGUACUGACUGAAGACUGCAAUGCGAGAGAAGACAAAUAUAUCCAUCAAUUAACAAGUGGCAAUAAGGACGUAAGCGAGAAGGGAAGUUGCCCGAGUGGUACCAUCUCCCCAAUCCCUCUGCAGUACCGAGUGAUUGAUGCCGUGACCCACUGGCUGGCGAGGGAAGUGAGAGAAUACCUGUCAGCCCAUUUAGCGCCAAGGUUCAAGGAGGAAGUCUUAGAGCUCCUGAUCAAUGUCAUCGCCAGCAAGGUCGAGCUUCCGGGGCCAAGAGAAAAGCUUCGGAUCUAUGAGGAUGAUUUGGAUUUUAUGAGCUCAUUGGCAUUCUUGCUGUGUAUAGGCUUGAAGUGUAUGUUGACAAAAGGUGUGACAUCCUUGGACCUGUCUCCCAUAUCACACUUGGUUAAGAGGUGGAAGUUGCUAUGCUGGGGUGGAGAGAUUGUGAACCGCAAUGGAGAUGAGUGUAAAUGCCCUUCCUUUGACAUCUUUGGCUUCGCGUUGGACAUUGGCGUUUCAGGCUUGAGAACACUGAAAUACCUCAAAUUACCUCACUUUGUGUACAACAGUUUUGUCAGGAAGGUCGCUUACUUGUGUCCUAACCUGGAAGUGCUGAUCCUGCGAUGCUCAGCCGAUUGUGCAAACCCCAAGUACAACACCCCUAUGGUCACCAAUGUGGAGGUCUUGUAUGGAGACACGAUGCUGUGUCCCGAUGGCCGUGUGAGGCUCAUUCCCGGCUGCAAGGACUUGGUUGCUCUUGCUCUUCCUGAAGGUGUGGAGACGCUGGAUGUCACGAACGAUGCCAUAGAGAUGUUGACGUACAUGCCUAACCUGCAGUACUUCGUUGGUGCCCCGAUGAUCUAUGUCACAGAGGAGUUUGAGCAGAUCUUUGAGCAGUUUCCUGAGCCUCCCAAGCUGAUGAAUUUCCAUCAUGGUGCUUAUGGGAAGCUAAAUUGGCCAUCUUUUGUGUAUGAGGAGUCAGCAUUGGAACCAAAUCCUGAAUACCUGUCCAGAGUAUUUUCCCAAGUCAGAGAAGUAGGAAUUUAUGCUCCAAGUGAGGUUACUGAAAAAGUUUUGAAGAGCUUCUCAAAGGCUCAGGACAUUACAAUAUUUACAGAUGAUUUUGAAGUUCAUGGUAAAUACCUGAAAAACUUGACGUCACUUGACAUAAAUGUUGGUUACCAAGAGGAGUGGCCUAUUCUUGUUUCCCUGAGUCAGACUUCCCCCAGAUUAGAACAGUUAACCCUCAGGUCUUUCUCUCUGCAAAUGGAUGAUUCCCUUGCUCAAAGCCCUGCCUUCCCCUUACUACACACCCUUAAGUUCCAUGGGCAAAAUGUGCUGCAGGGAAGUGCUCUGCUGGCCUUCCUGCGCGGCUGCCCUUCCCUCGUCACCUUCAUCCUCUCCAUGAUAACAGAUGAAGACGGUGACUCCCAGCUUGACGAACAAACUCUAAUGCAAGCUAUUCCCUUAUUAACUGGCAUCCAAAAGUUUGUGUACAAAGUUCAGAGUGCAUUAAGAACCACAGACGGUGUGCCCUCCAGCCUGACCAUGCAGUCCUGCCUGGCCUUGAUUGACGCUUGCCCAAACCUAAUGUACAUUGGGCAGCUGGAGACGUGGAAAAUCACAAGGGUUGAGAUAAAUACCUUCCAGGAGAUGGUACGGGGAAAAAAUUGGGACUUAGAAAUUGCUUAACAUGUAAAUUUAGUUAGAAAAUAGAAAAGUCUGUGAUGUUCAUUUGAUUUCAUUUAGUGUAUGAAUCUGUAUAGAGUAAUUUGAAUUAGGUUUUUGGUCAUUCAGAUGCCUUAAAAGAUAACAUUGUGAUAUGUUUUAUAGUGCAACUAAUUAUUCAUAAUUUUUGAAAGAAAUUUUACCAAAUUUUUAUGACAUACAUUUAUGAAACUGCAGAUAUGGAUGUACUUAAUCAUUAAUGUUAAAAAAACUAUUCUGGAAAUAAAAAUAUAGGAAUGGAGAAUUACCCAAA